AUGGGCGUUCGCAAAUGGAUGGAGCGGCCGACCGUUCGUGGCCAUCACGUUGGUGUUGAAGAUUUGACUGAGGGUCAACAAGGCGUCCCGGAAUCAAAACGGCGCAAAUGGGCUCUCCAAACCAUCGAUGCCUCACCGUUCCAAGUUUGGGUUGUCGUAGUCGCUGGGAUAGGUUUCUUGACCGACUCAUUCGGUCUAUUCGCGUUGAACGUGGUAACACCCAUGAUUGGAUACGUUUACUGGCCAGACAACUUGGACAAUGACGGCGUUCCGCAGGUUCCAUCUUCAGUGAAGACAGCUAUGAUGUGCUCGACUCUUGCCGGAACCAUGAUAGGCCAGAUCGCAUUCGGCUUCGCAGCUGACGUCCUUGGACGACGGAAGAUGUACGGAAUGGAGUUGGUCGUAAUCAUCGUAGGAACGAUGCUGUUGUUGAUGAGCUCCAGUGGUGAGAAGAACAGUAUGAACGUAAGCGGCUGGCUCAUUGCGUGGCGCGCAGUCAUGGGAAUUGGCAUUGGAGCUGACUAUCCCCUCAGCGCAGUCAUAGUGGCUGAAUUUGCGCCUCGGAAGUUUCGUGCACGUAUGAUGAGUUGGGUGUUCUUCGCUCAGCCCAUGGGCCAGCUGCUCGCCAAUGUACUAUCCUUGGCGGCUGUCGAGGGCUACAGACCGUAUAUUACGAACACCGAGAUGUCAUGUUCAGUUGACGGGGUCGAUGAUCUAGACUGUUUCCGCUCAAUCGAUCGCUUGUGGCGGUUAGUCAUUGGUAUUGGUAUCAUUCCUGCGGUCUUGGCGCUCAGUUUUCGCUUCACUAUCCCGGAAAGUCCGCGCUACAAACUCGACAUCCUGCAGAAUGCCUCGACGGUGUAUGAGGAUACCAAGAAUUACUACGGGGCUCCGGAAUUGGACGCUGAGCACGGUGAGCUGGAAAUCCUACCUUCACACGAGGGUCAGCCGAGGCCAUCCACCAGCGCCUCCGAGAUUGCACCAGACGACGUUGUAGACUACAACAGCGAUGACGAUGAACACAGGUCGAGCACAGCGUUCACCAGACCUGUCGUGACCUCGAGCAAUGAACUUCCACCAGGCGACCCAAACUACAUCCCUCCACUCGCCUCUUGGGCCGAUGCCAAGAAUUUCUUCAUCACCGAAGGCAACUGGCAGUACCUCCUUGGAACCUCGCUUGCGUGGUUGUUUCUGGACUUUGCUUUCUAUGGGCUUGGUCUUUCGUCGCCACAGAUUGUGAGCCAUAUCUGGCAGAAUCCUAAUGUUGGUCGUCCAAAAGUCUUCGACUCGCUGCGCGAUAACAGCCUACACACCCUAGUCAUGGUAUCGAUCGGAACCAUUAUCGGAGGUUUACUCAUGAUCAAAGUAAUCAAGUACGCGUCGCCGAAGGUCAUUCAGUUCUGGGGUUUUCUGGUGUUGUUUGUACUCUUCAUCGUAACAGGUAGUGCGUGGACAAAGCUGUUAGACACAAGUCGGUCCGGUCUGAUCGUACUGUACGUGUUGAGCCACAUCGCGUUCAAUCUAGGUCCAAAUGUCACUACGUUCAUUAUACCAGCGGAGAUAUUUCCAACGCGUUAUCGAUGCACUUGCCACGGCAUUGCCGCUGCAGCUGGUAAACUCGGCUCGUGGGUGGUCCAGAUCUUCCUUGCGUAUGCUUUUCAGAACGACAAUCAGGGUGAGCAGUAUGACUGGGAGCGCGAGAACUUCGGUCAUGUGUUGCAGGUCAUGAGCGCUUUCAUGGUCGCUGGAGCGGUGGUGACGUACUUUCUCGUGCCUGAAACCAGAGACCACGACAACAAGAGCCGGACCUUAGAGGUGCUGGCGUGCGGAAAGAAGGUGAUUGACGAGCUCAAUCGGCAGCGACAAAGAGAGGACGAAGAAAACUGA
This is a messenger RNA of Macroventuria anomochaeta, 1887 nucleotides long. RefSeq names its product MFS general substrate transporter. Gene Ontology annotation, cellular component: membrane. The record is from RefSeq and is a predicted model, not a curated record. Gene Ontology annotation, biological process: transmembrane transport. Lineage: Eukaryota; Fungi; Ascomycota; Dothideomycetes; Pleosporales; Didymellaceae. Gene Ontology annotation, molecular function: transmembrane transporter activity. Bases 1 to 1887 code for a protein of 628 amino acids. The transcript is spliced from 4 exons.